AUGUACGCGCAACAUGUGCAGUUCUUAGCUGCCCGUGUAUUAACCGCAACAGUAUGCCAGAGUAUACAAAAAAACUCCUCAACCCUCAAAACACCUCCUCCCUCUGCUGCAGUCUCUCUCUGUCUCUCUCUCGUUUUGGGUGAAGAAGAAGAACUCUCCCUCUCUCUCGUUUCGGGGGCGAAGAAGAAGAAGAGAAGUGCCAUCCAAUCUGCUGGAUUGGACACAAGGGCUGAGAAAUUCGAUCAUUCAUCAGAUGAGCACUUCCCAACUUUGGGAAUUUCUUUCGGACGCGGAUUUCCUGCGACGCCCGACCCCAGGAACUUCUGCGUUUGGAAGCUAGAUGAAAUGGAAUCAGAAAGAAGCAAUUUCAAUGACUUUUCUCUGUCAAUUUCUCUACCGAAAAGAGCUCCCUUCCAUCCGUUUCCAUCUCUCUCCUUCAAUCAGUUGAGGAAAAGAAAAAAAAUAAGCUGUUGGAUUGGAUGGCUGGGAUUGUUCUAUGGAGGAGAUCCUUUUGUCCAUUGUCCAUUGAUCCUUGAUGGCAGGGCAUGUAUGCAAACUAUCUGGAAUGCUUGAAAUGAUCUUCCCCCCAGAUCAAAAUGCAGUUGAGCUGGGUCAUGCAUUGUUCAGUUCCUCAA
Molecule: messenger RNA, 635 nt
Organism: Magnolia sinica
Lineage: Eukaryota; Viridiplantae; Streptophyta; Magnoliopsida; Magnoliales; Magnoliaceae
Exons: 4
Coding region: 1-573 (190 amino acids)
Source: RefSeq, a predicted model, not a curated record